UUGUCACCAUGACAGUAACUCGAGUCAAUCGAGUAAAUCGACAGGAAUCAUUACUAUUACCGCAAAGGUAUGUAUGAAUGAGAAUGACAUCUCGCGCUUGCAUAAGCUCGGCAUUACGGCACAACAACCGUUCUUAGUGCAAAGCUCACCUGGGCAGUUCUCGGCAAAGACAUGCCGAACAAGAGCAGGAAACCGGGAGCUUCGACAAUAGUCCACUUCAGGUCGUUCUGCAGACGGAACUUACCACAAAGGGGUUGGUUGGUUGGCUGCCAAGAUCGGCGAUCUGAAAUCUCUCAUUCCUUCAUUCAUUCAUUCAUCAACAAUUACAGCAAGAUUAACCAUUUUCUUGGAUUCAUUGUCUGUCUGUCUGUCUGUCUGUUGCAUCUUUACUGUCUACUGUACACUGCACCUACAGGACUCGGUUGAAGUGUCGCCCAGAUUAUCAUUAUCCUCCGGAAAA
This is a messenger RNA of Aspergillus uvarum CBS 121591, 460 nucleotides long. RefSeq lists its product as uncharacterized. The transcript has a single exon. NCBI's taxonomy places the organism in Eukaryota, Fungi, Ascomycota, Eurotiomycetes, Eurotiales, Aspergillaceae. The record is from RefSeq and is a predicted model, not a curated record. Bases 172 to 426 code for a protein of 84 amino acids.